Metopolophium dirhodum (rose-grain aphid) is the source of this 2258-nucleotide messenger RNA. RefSeq lists its product as uncharacterized. The coding region runs from base 66 to 476 and encodes 136 amino acids. Lineage: Eukaryota; Metazoa; Arthropoda; Insecta; Hemiptera; Aphididae. The record is from RefSeq and is a predicted model, not a curated record. The transcript has 3 exons.
CAUCGGUUCUCAUUCGUUCAUUUAGUGUCGUCCAACGCGGAGCUGUAAUAUAGUUAUUGUUAGGUAUGUACUUCUCAUACAUUUUCUGCUAUGCUCUGCUCGUUGCAUUGGCCUCCUCGUCGACGUUCACUCCACCCGACAUAUUGUGGUUGGACGAAGGAGAAGUCUGCAAGAAGAGUUUAAUUUCGGGGAAAACUCACGUGUGCAAAGUGUUGGACGACUGCAAGACGGCCAUUCAAGACAUUAGGGACAACGUUAAGUAUCCGACUAUUUGCAGUUUCAAAGGCAAAAUGCCAGUGGUGUGCUGUGCGCCAGAGACUGUGACCAGAGAAGAAAGACUAGCCAUAGACGAAGUCAUUCCGGAAGUUUUACCCGGAAUAACACUGCAUUUUGAAAGCUACAAAGAUGGAUUGGUCGAAGAUAAUCUCAUCACCUACUCUCGACCCCGUCGUCAAAUUGUGUCACGAAUCCGAUAAAACACACGAAUAAUAUCACGUGAACAACGCAAUGCACAUUUUUAUGAAUCGAAAUGGCCACUGAAUUCGAUUCACAUUCCAUACCGAAUCACAGACGACAUUGUGCCGACAGGUUGCUGCUCCAGCCCACAUAUUGUUAUUAUUAUUAUUAUUAUUGUCCUACUCACGAAUUGGCGAGGAAGAAAAUUCACAAGACAUGUGGUACGAUCGUACGACUCAUAAUAUUAUAACAUUUUAUUAUAUUAUUAUAAUAUUAUCGUUACGACAUGCUGACUCUCCUUCGCAUCACACCACUCGUCGGUCUACGGAUUUUAUCACUUUAAAAAAAUACAAAAUGAGUAUACGACUGUGUUCAGUUAUAUUAUAAUAUGCGGAUAUCGUCGGCUUCGUUUAAUUGCACUGCAUUAGUCACCGGCAAUGUUUUGGAAACGGUUGCAUUUUCGCAUCGAUUAAAUAUAAUAUUUAAGUGGUCUGUCCGAAUUUUUAUCACCGAAUUCGCCGGUGGUCGCAUAUAAUUAUUAAAACACCACGAUGGCAUUAUACCUCAAUACGAAAUAACAUAUAACGUGUAUAGCACAUAAAGCAAUGUUUUGAUUUUAUGCAGUCAAGCCGAGGAAAAUAUCUCAACCGCAGCGACCGCUUUAUGGUGCACCGAAGAUAAUAUAAUUUUGCGAUACAAAUUUUGCGCGGGAAACCGGUCAUACAUCACAUAAUAUUAUAUCCACAGUGGUAUCAUUGUUAUUUUUUUUUUUUUAAAUUAUGAUAAUAAUGUACAAGACUUGUCUGAGUAUGAUGGGACCGCAAUCUAUUGUAACACAUGUAUUUAGGUAUUAUCGUUUUGAACGCGGCUCCACUUUCGACGAUUCGUCGUGAUUUACUUAUGUACAAUUUUGUUUUACGUUUAUAUAUGGGUAUAAAAAAAAUAUGUAACUGAUAUCGUAAUAAUACUUUAGGUGUUCUGCAGUAUUGUUUAUUUGAUAUUGCCGAGUUCAGUGAUUGGCCGAUACAGAACACAUUAUUAUUAUUAUUAUUAUUAUUGUGAUAAUUAUAAUUUAUAUUGUGCUAUAAUAUGUAUACCUACGACUUCGACCGUGUUCUUAUUUGUCGUGAUUGAAAUCCGAUACCUGUACAACGAUAAUACCUAUAGGUAUAAAAGGUAAUAAUAAUAAUAAUGUUAUAAUAUUGGGUAAACACUGCACCACAAUCCGUUUCCCAGCAGCAGCCCGGUCGUCACAACUAUACAGCAAUACUUCUUUUAUAAUAUGUAUGCUUCGAGGGGCACUCUUUUCAGUUUGAAUUUUUUUUUCUAUUUAAUUUCUAAUUAUUCUGUGCUUAUAAUAAGCACGGAAAACACUUAUAAAAUAAUAUGGAUAAAUAUCGAUAUUCUAUGAGUAUGAUCUUCCAUUGAUUUAUGUAAUAGUGAUAUUUUCCAAUUUUUUUUUUAAAUUAAUUUUUUAUUGUAACAAUAAGUAUAAUUUCUAGUCAUUUUUGCUUUAUAAGCUCGUUAAAAAUAGUACCUAAUUUGUUUUCGAAUAAAAAAGACAAGUGUUAUAAUGAUAUUGCUAUAUAUACAUUUUUAAUUGUUAUAAAUACUAUGAAUAAAUACAUGACGUGCCUUUUUAAGUAAUAAUAUCAUCAUUGAUAAAAUCAAAAGAGCUCAAUAUGUCCAAGUAUAGUAUAGCUACAUUUCAAUAUUGUAAUUAUAGGUACUACUUAUUCGUUUCUAUUGUACACAUAAUUAAAAUGCAUAUUAUAUUUAAUAAAUAAACUGUUUGACGAAAA